AUUUAAGGCCUUAAGGCAUUCUGGAACGCCGUCCAAACGAGAGAACACGUGAACUAAUUCCCAGCACCCUUGAUUGGAUUAAUCCUUAUCGUGAACCAUGGCUUGAUUGGACCUUUAACGUAGUCAUUAAGUGCAAGCAGAGAUUGAAUCAAGAAGCCGGUUGGGUGUCAGAGUGAUUGAAAAUGGGCCCUCAUAGAUUGCCUUACCGUGUGGUUUAUUGUGAGAGCCACGACGAGGACUACACGCCCAGUCAGCUAUUAUCUCCUGGACCCGAGUGCAAAGGAUGGAGGGCGGCUCAAUAUUGUAUUUACCCAGAGGAUUUGAUCAUACAAUUGGAGACAUGCAGCCACAUCGAAAAAAUCCAAGUCAUGGUGCAUCACACUUUGAUUCCAUCCGCCAUCGAGAUUCAAUUGGGAGAUAUGAUGCCCAAUCCCAAGCAUCCUGAUGCACCUCCCGAUCACAAAAGAUGCUUGUUUGCUUCAUUGGGAGAGGUUGCUUUGGAAAGCAACAAGAAGAUCAAUUUCAAAGGCCGACAAAUGCAAACGAUCGAAGUUGACGGCUUUAACAAAGGGUUGUUCCUCAAGCUUCUAUUGAAGAAGAACCAUUUAAAUCGUUAUAAUGAGUACAAUCAAGUCAGUCUCAUGGGUUUAAAUGUGAUUGGUACUCCAAUUGACAAAGACAAACACUCGGAGAAACCAUUGUAUAAGCUCUCUCAUCGAGACGAUUUGGCAUUCCUUAUGUACAUGGACACCGACAUUGCUGAGGUUAUUGAACAAUUGGAAGUUUGUCGUCAAGCGGCCAAGGAGGCAAGGAGAGGGGAGUAUAAGAAUAAAAUUAACGAAGCCACCGCGGGGUUGGAGCUCGCCGGAUUGGCCUUGGGAGCCAAAGGAGUAUCGAAGGCCAUUCAUCUUGAGAAGAAGGACUACAAAGCAGUCAAAGAGCUCGAGCGGCAGAUACAACAAGAACGAGACGAGCUCUAUAGAGAAUACAACGUUUCCGACCUCUUGGAGAAGAAUGGUCAUUUGCCUAUCAAUGACGAAAGGCCAACGGAAUUGCCUCCCCCAGUCAGACACAAGAGCCGUCCUAAGAGCCGAAGUCCUUCGCCGGGUCAAGAGCCCCCGCCACGAAGGACAUCCCUUCCCCCUCCGAGAUCCCCUCGGCGAAGUUUGCCUUCUCCGAUAUCUUCACCAUCUCGUCAAUCAAGAACCCCUACCCCUCCAUAUCGGAGUCCCACGCCGCAAGAAGAAACCCCACCACGAUCCCCAAGUCCAACCAGGUCCCAACCUAUCGAUCUGUCCAACGUCUACAUUGAUGAUCGAGAUAUCCAUCCCGCUAAAGACACGUUGCCUGAAGCUGAAGCUGAUCCUGAAGAGAGCGAGGAAUCAAGAUCCCCGCGGAAAACCCGUCUUAGUGAACAGGACAAGAAAGAACUCAGGGUGGCCAUUGAGGUGUUCGGCGAGGAGACUAUCAUGAGAGCCAUCAAUAAAAACCCCUCAGUUAAAGAGGAAGCCGAUUGUGAGAUCCAGCGGACUCUAGAGUCGUACAAUCGAGACGAUUUGAAACCUGCCAAGAUGAUGAGGGGAACAACCCAGAUUGUGGUGCGGAUGAUCAAAGAUAAGGUCUGGGCUAUCUUCACGGUUGGAUGUAACAUCACUGAAAUCUUAUUUGGAAGUUUCCUAGUUGAAUACAAGCUUUCAAAGAAGGAAAUUGAAGCCUCCACCUCAAAAGUUUACAAAGAACUCAUUCAGAGGGGAUGUGACACCUCAGACCGGGUCUCAGACAAAGCCGAGGCGACCAUUCAAAGGAUGUUACAAGCACCUGAUGUCCAAGAGACAGGUGUCAUCCAACAACAACUGCUUCAACCUCUUCCUCCUAACAAGGAGCAUCCCAAAAUGGCAGUCAUCAAGGCUGAGCUGGUUGUUUACAUGAUUGAUGAACUCAACCUGGUGGACCGGAAAUAUUCAUCCUUGGAUCAAGUGACAGAAUUCGGCAUGGCGGCUGUGAAUCAUACUACGGCACGUGUGAGAAAGUUGGGAGAAAAGAUCAUGAAGAAAUUGUUUAAAAUCGAUCCUGACCGGGUGAGGGAACUCAUUCCACCGGAUAACCCCAAGAAUCGGAAAGCCAACCACAAUUUGCGUAGUCUAUAUAAAAAGUUUUAAACUUUAACACACCCAUACCAAUAAUUAUAGAGCUCCAUUUACAUUGGGAGAGGAGGAUUGACUUUUGUUAGCUUAUCAGAGUUGGACAAAUGUCGUUUGUAACUAAACAAAAUUAUGAUAAAAAUUAGGGUAAUCAAGACUCUACUAUCUU
Tigriopus californicus is the source of this 2310-nucleotide messenger RNA. RefSeq names its product centrosomal protein of 104 kDa-like. The record is from RefSeq and is a predicted model, not a curated record. The coding region runs from base 183 to 2159 and encodes 658 amino acids. The transcript is spliced from 5 exons. Gene Ontology annotation, cellular component: cilium. NCBI's taxonomy places the organism in Eukaryota, Metazoa, Arthropoda, Copepoda, Harpacticoida, Harpacticidae.